AUGCGGAUGGAUCCCUUGGUCGCAGCCGCAUUUCACAACCAGAACUGUAGCACCCUCUGUCGACUUCCUGAAGAGCUUCUCAUCAAGGUCAUGGCAUAUAUCGAUGGUUUGGGCGUUCAGUGCUUGAGGCGGACGUGCCGAGUAUUCCUUCGUCUGUACUCCUCGCCACGGUAUAUUGCUACUCAUGACCUCAACGCCAAACAUACAAGCGAUUUUCUUCCUUGGUCGCAGCCCGUCACGGGAUUUUCGGCAGAAGACAAGCUCUCGUACCUCCUGAUCAACGGGGAGGAAGGAUACUGUGCAGGGUGCCAAGACGUAAGGGGGAAACAGUCUUUCGACAAGAAGAUGCAGAGGAUUACUUCGACAUAUAUGCACUGCUCCGGCUGUCGCGUCGACCACCCAGUUGGACUGUUUUCUGCAUCUCAGCGAAAAGCUCCGAACAAGACUCGGAUAUGCAUUGGCCGAGAGGGCCUUGUGCGCCUGUGCGAUCACAGGACUAUGAGUUGGACUGAAAUUUCUUCAAUCGUGUCACGGCUGAGGAGGUUUGAGUCUGGCUCCAACGGUCGGACGAUCUAUAUAUCCUGCAAGGACGAAAGCCACGUACCAGCACACCACCGCGCUGGCUUCAGUAAGGCUGAAUACCAAAUAUACCCAACGUUUAUCGUCGCUGAGUACUCCAAUGGAGGAAUAUAUCUCGAGCUUGACUGGACGGGACACCUCCCCAUUUCCAGCACCGGACGCGGCGAGCGGACAACCCCUAGCUUUAUGCGCAGCCAGUUGGAAAAUCUUAGAGCGGGCGCCGCAGAGUUCAUCGCGCCCGAAUCACCCUUGGGGCAACUUCCGGAGAUGAGUUGCUUCGACCCAAACCGCUGCAACUGUCUCGAUUACUCUGGCGUAGAGCAUCUCUCGCAUAGUUGGCAGCUUACCCCACCGGAGGAAAUCGAUUUCCUCACAUGUCGAUCUCGCCGCAAUUUCAAGCUGGUGGCCCUAGGACCUUCAAAGAACACUGCAUGUGUGACGGCGCUGGAGAAACAACCUGGGGGUCACUGCACGCUACGCAAUACUACACGACUAACGAACGGUGAAGGUCAGGUGAGAAUCAUCAUCGACUCAUGCGCCAAAGGGAGCCCGUGUCUGCAGGUAGAAUACUGGCGCAGAAUAGAGGUUGCGAACGGCCUGAACCCAAAUGACCUGGUGAUGACCUGGUACCAAGCCCUUGAUCCAGACUCGUAUAAUCUCACUGAGGAUGAGGAGUUUCACGGCGUCCUGUGGUGUCGCCAGAGGGGCUGCCGAAACUACUAUCGGUACAUGAAGAAGGUUCUAGUACCUCACAGGGCCUUGCAUCGCGUAUGCGGCGAGCAUUGCCUGAAGCCCAGAGGCCUCAAUUCAAAGAACGCCCUUUCCCUAUGGCAAGGGGUAAUAGGGUCCACCAGAUGCCUCUGGCAAGGGGUAAGAGAGUUCUUUGAGUUCUCGUGGCAUGCGACGAUGAAAUCCAUCGAGUUCUCCUGUGAAAAGAUGGUGGACUUCAUCGGGUUCUCCUGUGAAAAGAUGAUGUACUUCAUCGAGUUUUGUUUCUCGGUGCUGUCUGUGACGUAA
Neoarthrinium moseri is the source of this 1596-nucleotide messenger RNA. RefSeq lists its product as uncharacterized. NCBI's taxonomy places the organism in Eukaryota, Fungi, Ascomycota, Sordariomycetes, Amphisphaeriales, Apiosporaceae. The coding region runs from base 1 to 1596 and encodes 531 amino acids. The record is from RefSeq and is a predicted model, not a curated record. The transcript has a single exon. Gene Ontology annotation, molecular function: protein binding.